AUGGCAACCUCCUGUUAUUUAGAUAAAGAUGAAUCUGGUGAAGGAAUAAAUGAAACCAUGUUUAGAGGAAUGAUAGGAUCUUUACUGUAUCUAACUGCUAGUAGACCAGACAUUAUGCAAAGUGUAUGUGUGUGUGCUAGGUACCAAGCUAAUCCUAAGGAAUCUCAUUUAAUUGCUGUCAAAAAGAUUUUGAAAUACCUUAAAGGAACCAUAUCUUUUGGACUUUGGUAUCCUUCUGAUGCUUCACCUAGUUUAAUAGGUUAUUCUGAUGCAGAUUAUGGUGGUUGCAAAAUUGAUAGGAAAAGUACUAGUGGAACUUGUCAUUUUAUGGACUGUUCUUUAGUGUCCUGGCACUCAAAGAAACAAACUUGUGUAGCCUUGUCUACCACUGAAGCUGAAUAG
Molecule: messenger RNA, 402 nt
Organism: Vigna umbellata (rice bean)
Lineage: Eukaryota; Viridiplantae; Streptophyta; Magnoliopsida; Fabales; Fabaceae
Source: RefSeq, a predicted model, not a curated record